AUGGAUGGGCGCCACAUCAGAAAUAACAUGAUAAGCUACCUACACUCUUCCGCACAGAAUAAAGUUGUAAAACAUUUGAAACUUACCAGCGGCUACAUAGAAAUACAGAAUUCAUCUUCACUCCCGCGUGCGUCCAUCGACCAGCAACUCACCAUCGCCAAAAUUUGCCGCCAGAAUCCACCGCCACUAGUCCACCACUUGAAGGCCGUCGUUGUCCUCCUUGGUCCUGAUGAACUUGAGGCUGAAAGUGAAAACAUUCAAUGUGAUGUGAAUGUUGAAGAUAGUGUCAAUGUCGAAGAUGGAGUGAAUGUGAUUCCCUCUUCAAGUAGUGGUCCGUUAGAGCCAUUCAUUGGUAUGAUAUUUGAGGAGGUCGAAGACGCCCAAACAUUUUACAAGGCAUAUGCAAGGCGACAAGGAUUCGCAAUCCGGACGAAUCAUACUCGAUUGUCGAAAGAUGAUAAAACUCUUUGUGCAGUAGACUAUGUUUGCACAAGGGAAGGAUUUCGGCGAGUAAGUCGGAAAGACACAGAUCGACAACUCCCUGAACCCGCUGAGACAAAGAUUGGAUGUAAGGCAAUGAUGGGAAUAAAGAAAGAUGGUGAAAAGUGGAUAGUCAACAUGUUUGUAGUUGGACAUAAUCAUAUUCUACUUACACCGAGAAGUACUAGCUUCCUUCGUGGGCAUAGGAGAGUUACUAAAGUCCAAAAAAAACUUAUUAUGACUUUGAAUGAAUCCGGUGUACCGACAAGGAAAAUAAUGUCGGUGUUGAGUAAAGAUUCAGGUGGUGAAUUUAAUGUCGGUUGUAUUGGCAAGGAUGUAGAAAAUUACUUGGGAAGCAAAAGGAGGAAAAUAUUUGAAGAAGGGGAUGCACAAAGGUUAUAUUCAUACUUUCUUGAUCGACAACUCAAAGAACCUGGGUUUGUUUUCUCCAUGCAAGUUGACAAGGAUGGGAGUAUGGGAAGCUGUUUUUGGGCUGAUGCGAGAUCAAGAGCUGCAUAUCAAUAUUUUGGGGAUACCAUAAUGUUCGGUUGUGCUUUGUUGGUUAAUGAAACGGGAGAAUCAUAUACAUGGUUAUUGAGAACAUGGCAAGAAGCAAUGCUUGGGCGUGCCCCAUCAACGAUAAUUACCGAUGAUGACAAGCCGAUGGCUAAGGCAAUUGUAGAGGUACUCCUGAAUACAACUCAUAGGUUGUGCUUGUGGCACAUUUUACAAAAAUUUCCCGAACACUUGGCCCAUGUAUACAACAAGUUUCCGGACUUUCAGAAAGAUUUUCGUCAUUGCAUACAUGAGACAAUUACUACUGAUGAGUUCGAGCAAGAAUGGGCUUUGAUUAUGGUGAAGUAUGACUUAGGAGAAAAUACUUGGCUGCAAAAUCUGUACAGCCGACGGGAUAAGUGGGUACCAACCUACUUGCGUUCGACAUUUUGUGCUGGUAUGUCAACAACUCAGAGGAGUGAGAGCAUGAACAAAUUUUUCAAAGAUUAUGUUCGUUCAAGCACUAUGGUUAGUGACUUUGUGCAUCAGUAUGAGAAAGCUAUAAAUGUACGUUACUUUAAAAAGAAAGAGAAGGAUGUGCGGACAAAAUCUACGCGGGCGAUAAUGAAGACACCUUUUAAAAUUGAAGAGGAGGCGGCGAUUGUUUAUACAAGAAAGUCUUUCACGAUCUUCCAAGAUGAGCUGUUCAAUAGUCUACGGUACCAAGCAAGAAAAUUGUAUGUGAGUGGUGAGGCCAAGACAUAUGGAGUGACAGCUCAUGGUAAAGAAACAUCUAUUUAUCACGUGACUUUGGAGGGUGAUGAAGGACAUGCUACAUGUACAUGCCAUAAGUGGGAGUUUAUGGGGAUUCUUUGUAGACACAUAUUAUGUGUUUUUGGCAAGAAAGCGAAGUUAAAUAUAUUGCCACAACAUUAUGUUCUAGACAGAUGGACUAUUAAUGCUAAGAGUCGACCCAUUCCCGACAUACCAUGUUCUGAUGACCAAGUGUGGCAAGUACAAGAUGAGGCUACGAUGAGAAAAAGCAAGUCAAUGAUACAACUUUAUGACAUUGUUGAACUUGCAUCACAGUCAGCUAAAAAACACAAUCACUUUACACUUGCUUUGGAAAAGGUUCACAAAGAGUUACUUGCAAUGGAAGAUCAUGUAGAAUGUUCACAAACGAUGCCCAUCAAUGAAUGUAUACCAUCUAGAAGUCAAGUUAUAUCUAACUUCUCACAAACGGUGCAGGAUCCUCCACGGGUGCCCACAAAAGGGCGCCCAAAGUCUUUGAGAGCGAAGAACCCAAAGGAAACACAAACAACAAAGAAAAGACGUUGUAGCAUUUGCAAGAAUGAGGGACAUGCUAAAAAUAAUUGUCCUUCAGUGAGGUAUAGUAGCCUUAUUGCGUUGCAGAGUUUGGGAGAGUUUGCAAAUCUUGGUGUACCAGCAGCGAUGUAA
Juglans regia (Persian walnut) is the source of this 2433-nucleotide messenger RNA. RefSeq names its product protein FAR1-RELATED SEQUENCE 5-like. Gene Ontology annotation, molecular function: nucleic acid binding; zinc ion binding. The transcript is spliced from 4 exons. The coding region runs from base 1 to 2433 and encodes 810 amino acids. The record is from RefSeq and is a predicted model, not a curated record. Lineage: Eukaryota; Viridiplantae; Streptophyta; Magnoliopsida; Fagales; Juglandaceae.